Dendroctonus ponderosae (mountain pine beetle) is the source of this 1105-nucleotide messenger RNA. RefSeq names its product nudix hydrolase 24, chloroplastic. The transcript has 6 exons. The record is from RefSeq and is a predicted model, not a curated record. Lineage: Eukaryota; Metazoa; Arthropoda; Insecta; Coleoptera; Curculionidae. The coding region runs from base 67 to 1002 and encodes 311 amino acids. Gene Ontology annotation, molecular function: 8-oxo-dGDP phosphatase activity.
GUUUGAAAUGUUGGCCAUCCUGCUCCCGAUCCCCGAACGUCAGUGAAUGUCAUUGUUUUGGCGAAAAUGUCGUCGGGCGUCCUGCUGAAGCUCGCCCAGAAGUUCAACUGUUUCUACCUGACAGGGUAUCAGGCGGCCGAAUGCAAGCCCUUCGUGGUGGAGGGGUGCCAGGUGGGGCUGAUCAGGCCCGAUGUGAUGCGCCAGCUGAUCAACUACCCUGAGGUGUUCCAUGUGAGCCAGGGCUGCGUCGAACUGAACCCCGCUUUCCGCGACUAUGAGACGCGCAGCUGCCAAGUCGACCAGGUGCUGCGCGAGCUGCGGGCCCGGAACGUUUUCGUCACCCUCAAGGGCUGGCGCGACGAGUGCUACGAGGUCAAGACGGACUUUAUGGCGCAAAGUCUGCUUAAAAUGGACCGGUGCGCCACCUGUUUGUUCGGCAUCCGCAACUACGGGGUGACGAUCAACGGGUUCGUGCGCCACCCCCAGAUGGGGCAGUGCCUGUGGUUCCAGAAGAGGGCGGCCACCAAGCAGACGUGGCCCGGCAAGUGGGACUCGAUGGUGAGCGGUGGGCUGUCGGUGGGGCGUGGCAUCAUGGAGACCGCCCACAAGGAGGCCAUGGAGGAGGCGUCCGUGCCCACCGAGCUGCUGAAGCGCCUGUACAGCGCCGGCUGCGUCUCCUUCUACUUCGAGUCCGAGCGGGGGCUGUUCCCCAACACGGAGUUCGUCUUCGAUUUGGAGCUGCCGCCCGAUUUCCGCCCAGUCUGCUCGGAUGGGGAGGUGGAGUGCUUCGAGAUCCUGCCAGUGGGGCAGUGCCUGCGCAAGGUACUGGCGGCUGAUUUUAAGACCACCAGCGCCCCCUGCGUGCUGGAUUUCCUGCUGCGGCACGGCGUCGUCACGCCGGAGAAUGAGCCCGACUACUUGAAGGUGGUCGAGCUGCUGCACGUGCCCCUGCAGUCGAUCUACGCCCCGAAGGGGCGCCCCAGGGAAAAUGGCGUCGCCUAAACCUGCUUGCUGCUAAUCUCGCCACCAUUAAUCCAUAGCUGCUAGGGUUUUUUUCUACUUGAUUGUGAUAUUAUUUGUAAUUUAAUUAUUUAAUUAACUGCAA